GUUUGGUCAGAGUUAAUGUUUGUAUUUAAAAGGCAUUACCCGUUUGCCGUGUUUUUCAUCUCUCAGGAAACACUGGCAAACUUGGAGAGACAGAUCUAUGCUUUUGAAGGAAGCUACCUGGAAGACACUCAGAUGUAUGGCAACAUUAUCCGUGGCUGGGAUCGGUAUCUGACCAACCAGAAAAACUCCAAUAGCAAAAACGAUCGAAGGAACCGGAAGUUCAAGGAAGCUGAGCGGCUCUUCAGUAAAUCUUCGGUCACCUCAGCAGCUGCAGUAAGUGCAUUGGCAGGAGUUCAAGACCAGCUCAUUGAAAAGAGGGAGCCAGGAAGUGGCACGGAAAGUGAUACUUCUCCAGACUUCCACAAUCAGGAAAAUGAGCCCAGCCAGGAGGACCCUGAGGAUCUGGAUGGAUCUGUGCAGGGAGUGAAACCUCAGAAGGCUGCGUCUUCUGCUUCCUCAGGGAGCCACCACAGCAGCCAUAAAAAACGAAAGAACAAAAACCGGCACAGCCCGUCUGGCAUGUUUGAUUAUGACUUUGAGAUUGAUCUGAAGUUAAACAAAAAACCACGAGCUGACUAUUAGAAGACUCCUUAGCACAGAAGCUUCCAGGCUGUAGAGCCCUGCUCCCCUCCUCUGACCUCACCUGCGUGCGUGGCCGUCCACCUCUGCUUUCCCAGACCCAGUGCCUGUGACUCUGAGUAGUUUGUUCUGAAAUGUGGUGACAAACAUGUUGUUUCUGUAAGACCGCAUCGGAUCGCUCACCGUGUGUCAUUUUUAGUAACAGAACCGCAGGAGGACCAAGACCUGGUCACAGCCCCAGCAAGUCGCCAACUGUGUUUCUCCCUUCCUGGAAUGACUGUCCCCCCACUGGCUGGCACCAGCUUCAUCUGUGACACCCAUCAAGAAACGCCCUCUGCUUUUGUUUUAUGCUGAAAGUAGACGACAGGUCACCCUGCAGUGGGAGGCUGUAAAUAUCUGGCAUUUUCUUAUUUUGUUCAUGUUUUAUUAUUUUUCUACUGUUGUUUUUACCAUCUUAUUUUCUUUUGGGACUUUUUGUACUGCCGAUGUCCAGCUCGUACCUUCCUGCUGACAGAGCUGAUCAUCUGUUUCGUGCAGUUGCCAAAGUUCUUAACUGAAGAUAAUCUGGUUCACCAUAAAUAAAAUGGGGAAUUUGGCUCUGUUUGUUUGCAGGAGGAAGGUAAAGAGCGUCUAUUUAAUGAUUACCUAUCUUAAAUCUUUCUGAGUUGGAAGCAGUUUCAUGUUCAAGGAACAGGAAAAGCUGAAAAACAUAAGUUUAAAUCAAUCCUUUAAAAAUAGAUAUUUUUAUUUUUUUGUAUAAAUAAAUUUUCACAGGCUUUGACUUCUCAUGCUUUACUUUUAAACCUGAGAUCAUUUUUUCACUUAUUUUAAAAUAAUUUAUUCAUAUCAUGCCUUAUGGAAAUUUCUUUCUUUUUCCAUCUUUUCUCUCUUUGCUGGUAUUUGCCUGAUUAAAUGUUGCUCUAAAAAUCACUAAGACAAAUAGAAAGGCUCAGAAUUGCACCCAAAGCUGAUACCGUAUGGAAGUUCUUGAGCAGAGUGAAAGAUAGGAUCAAGGAGAGCCAGUGAGGCCCAGCAGACCGCCUCCUCACAGGGCUCGACGGGCUGAGGAACGCGGCGACACUGGCUGCCUGCCUCCCGAGCAGUGGUGAGCUGCCUCGGCUGCACGUUGGAAUCACCUGGGAAGCUUAAAAAAACACUGAUGCCUGGGUCCCACACCCAGAGACUCUGCCCGGGGGCCAUCUAGUUAUUGGGAUUUCCUUUCGAGGAGUCCCUGGGAUUCUGGUCGGAAGCCAAGUUGAGAACCACUGCCUUGGGAGACGGGCUGGUUUCAUUUAAAUCCUGGGUUGUGAAUCAGUCCAUGGGAGAGAUUUGGGGCCUCACCCUUCCUUUGACUCUAUUUAGUCGUAGUCCUUUACUUAUGCCCAUAUCUUUGUUAGAAAAGCUGUUUCCUUUGUGAUAAUCUUGGUAGAGCUGAAUAUGGAUGGCAUCUAUUAUCAAAACAAGUCUACUUGUCAAAUGUGCAAAAGCUUUCACUCUUUUCUCAAAUAAACUUUUUUUUUGACUCUG
Molecule: messenger RNA, 2106 nt
Organism: Equus quagga
Lineage: Eukaryota; Metazoa; Chordata; Mammalia; Perissodactyla; Equidae
Gene: MEAF6
Product: MYST/Esa1 associated factor 6
Exons: 7
Coding region: 16-582 (188 amino acids)
Cellular component (GO): NuA4 histone acetyltransferase complex
Source: RefSeq, a predicted model, not a curated record